Trypanosoma cruzi is the source of this 486-nucleotide messenger RNA. RefSeq names its product 40S ribosomal protein S10, putative. Gene Ontology annotation, molecular function: RNA binding; structural constituent of ribosome. Bases 1 to 486 code for a protein of 161 amino acids. The record is from RefSeq and is a predicted model, not a curated record. The transcript has a single exon. Lineage: Eukaryota; Euglenozoa; Kinetoplastea; Trypanosomatida; Trypanosomatidae. Gene Ontology annotation, cellular component: cytosolic small ribosomal subunit.
AUGGCCACUUAUGUCCCCAAACGCUCUCGCGACGACGUGUACCGCUUCUUUUUCACAGAGGGCGUCAUUUCCUGCAAGAAGGAUCCUCUCGGAACGUGGACGGGCUCUCUUGGCGGAAAGACCUUCACGGUGCCCAGCAUUCAGGUGAUGCAGCUCAUGCGCUCCAUGAAGAGCCGGGGACUCAUCAAGGAGCAAUUCGCCUGGCGCCAUUUCUACUGGUUUCUCAACGACGAGGGUGUGGAAUAUCUCCGCAAGUACCUCUUCCUUCCCCACGACGCUGUGCCCAACACCCACAAGGCUGAAUACAAGGUUCUCGAGCGCGAGGGCGGACGCGGCCGGGGACGUGGUGAGGGCCGUGGAAGGGGACGUGGUGAGGGUCGCGGUCGUGGACGCGGCGAGGGCCGUGGCCGUGGCCGUGGUUUCCACAGCGAGCGUGACGCCUACCGCACGGGUGCCGCCGCCGCUCCUGCCGUUGAGGCCCAGUGA